AUGCCGGCCGUCGAUGAAUCACCUUCCGAACGGAAGCAUACGAGCAGCUCUUACAGAGAUGAACUAGCUCAUUACAAAGCCCAGUAUGAGCAACUUGAAGCGGAACUUGCGGACUUCCAGUCCUCUAGCCGGGAGCUGGAGACUGAAAUGGAGAAGGAUAUUGAGGCUUCGGAAAAGCGGGAACGGCAGCUGAAGGAAAAGCUCGACACGAUGCGAUAUGAAGUCGACGAGUGGAAGACCAAAUACAAGCAGUCGAAAACCGAAGGCAACGCCGUGCAAAACAACCUACAGAAAGAAAUCACCACACUCCGAGACGCGAACCGCACUUUGCAGCUCAAGCUUCGAGACAUUGAGGUUGCCAAUGAUGACUACGAGCGCCAAGCCCGGAACACCACCUCGUCCCUGGAGGACAUGGAGUCCAAAUAUAACAUCGGCAUUGAGCGCGGGGUCUUGCUAGAGGAGGAAAUAAGAAAUGGGGAGCAGGAACGGGAGCAGCUGCGCAUUGACAACCAACGCCUUCGAGAUGAGCUGUCGGAUCUGAAGAUUGAGGCUGAGAUCAUCCAAGAGAAGCUUCGCAAUACUGAAGGACAUGGAUUCCGCCGCCGCAAGCCCACUCCCUUGUACCAUCGCAGCCCGGCGACCCCGCAGAGUUUGGAGAUCUUUGAUCGCUCACCUACCGCUACGUCUUCCCCAGUAUUUGCUACGCCCCCCGCUAAAUCAUCCCUUGCGUCGUCGACCGCUACCCCACCUUCACCCCCUAUCUCCGAGUCGUCGGUGAACAUGCGCAAGUCGAUCAACCCCAACGGAAACGCAACGCCUACAUUCCCACGACAGAGAGCCGCUGGCGCAGAGCCAGUGAACUCUAGAACCCUUCAUGCUCGGACUCAAUCGCGCACCGCCCAACCGCGCACCACUCAUUCACGAACUCCAUCUUUCGCUUACAGCAAUGGCGCAUAUAGCACUGGCACCGGUACCGGCAAUGGGAGUGGCAAUGGUCGGUCCACUCCUUCCAUGUCGAUCUCGUCUCGCAACAGUUUGACGAGAAUGAGUUCCUCGCGGGCACCGGGUCUUCCCAAGUCUGGAUCACUGUUCCAGAUCCGUGGCCUGAUUGGCAAGAUGCAGAAGCUCGAAGAGCGCGUCCAGUCAGCCAAAUCGCGACUUCCCGCCCCAUCCGACACCUCCUCACGCGGAUCCCCUCGUUCGGGCUCCGUGGUCAGCGAAAGCCCAAUUGUUCCGUCCUCGAUCACCGCUAGAAAUUCUCAUAAGCGGCUGAGUAACAGUAGCCUUGGGUCCUCAGCGCGAGACAGUGAAAGCACACCAUCUUACCCUCCGCAGGGUCGUCAGUCAUUUGGACGGACAGGCGAGAGUCGCCCCAGUAGCCGAACCAGUUACUCUAGCCUCAGUUCCUUCAGCCAGAGUGUGCACUCUGGUGUCCCUGUCAAUGCCCGACCCGAAAGUCGUUCGAGUCGUCCCGGGGCCAAAACGCCAUUGGGUCACUACUCGACAAACCCUCUGAUCGAGGGCCGGCGGCCUCGUUCAUCCCUCAGCAACCAUGCCGGCCAACUCCCCAACAUCGCUGGCAUGUCUCUCAUCGAUGAAGACCAAGAUAUUGUUACGCCGACAACCUCCCGCAUCUCCCCAGAGAUUCCACGCCCAUCCGUGACUACCACCCCCACCCCCGUAGUGAAGAAGCGAACCAUCAGUGGCAUCCCGGCUCCUCGAAGCUUCAAGACUAGCAUCGGACCUGGUACUAUGCCACCGCCAAACAGGAAGACCCAAGUCGGUGACCUGGGAGAAACCUUUUAA
This is a messenger RNA of Penicillium griseofulvum, 1806 nucleotides long. RefSeq names its product nuclear distribution protein NudE (gene nde1). The record is from RefSeq and is a predicted model, not a curated record. Gene Ontology annotation, cellular component: kinetochore; centrosome; kinesin complex. The transcript has 2 exons. The coding region runs from base 1 to 1806 and encodes 601 amino acids. NCBI's taxonomy places the organism in Eukaryota, Fungi, Ascomycota, Eurotiomycetes, Eurotiales, Aspergillaceae. Gene Ontology annotation, biological process: centrosome localization; cell migration; microtubule nucleation. Gene Ontology annotation, molecular function: microtubule binding.